GUUUUUUAAUUUUAUUGUAAGCUGAAAUUAGUAAUUACAAAAAUAACGAAAAGUUUACAUAUAUGGUAUAUAACAAAUUAAAAAAUAUGAAUCAACAGACAACAUUGAACAAGUAUUUCAAAAUAAAGACAAAUUCAUUUAAAGAAAUGGAUAUAAACCGUAAAAAGAAAUGUAAUUUAAGUAUAACCAAAACACCUAUAAAGUUGCCUAAGCUAACACUUGAAAACGAACAUGUGGUUGAUUUAAUUAGUGAUGACGAUGAUGAGGGGUCAAUAAGUUCUAAAACAUGUGAACUUAAUCAGAGUCAGACAAGCUCGUCUGAAUCAACAUUGAUCUACACGCCAGAAAUGCUGCAUAAAUCCCCUGUAAAUCAGUCGCCUUUUGAGGAAAUUUCAAAUAAAUCUUCAAUGUCCCCUAGCUCUGAUCACAAAUCUUUAAACAAAUCAUCACCUAGUUUCCGUAGUCCAUCAACAAGCCACAAAUAUUUUUCACCUACAAAAAAGAGAAGUAUUAAAGUCAGAACUCCUACCAAAGCUAAAAGAAAUCUUAGUGAUAUAAUAUCAAAAUGUGAUAAACAAAAUAUUUUUAAUAAUGAGGAAUUCCUUCAAGCUUCAAAGAAUCUGGAUGACUUGACAAUUUUUCUAUUAAAGAUAAUUUAUCAGUUUUUAUGUGACGAUAAUUUGAAACCACUCUUAGAAGAAAGUAGUUGCAGUCUCCUGUCAAGGGCAAUGAAAGUAAAAAAGCCUGGCAUGAGAUUAGUAUGCAGAUUGUAUUGGCAGCAGGAAGGCUGGCGUAGAUGGGAUAAGGUGAAGAAGAUUAUGAUUGGCAAAUUUAAAGUUGAUGAUCCAACUUUACACGAAGCAGUUAACUCGCUGAUAGAAAGUGGAUUUAUUACUGUGGCAAAUAGUAAUAAUGGUGAAGAAAUAUGUUUUGAUAAGUUGCUGAAAAUGCUUAAGCAGGAUGAAUUGAAGUUAAUAUGCAAGGAAUUUAAAAUUAAAACUACAAAAAAGGAUGAUGCUGUUCAGUCAUUGAAAAAUUUUUGUUAUCAGAAAACAAAUAUAACCAAUUACUUUGUCGGUAGUAAAAGCACAAAUGAAACUCGAGUUUUGAAUUUGCUGCGCUCCAAAGUUGGUCCAUGUUACAAGCUCUCAGAUGAGGCUCGGAACACACUUAAGGAGCUCUAUAUUCUCAUGUACCUGGGCAUGGAUUAUAGUAUAAUAAAAGAAAAGAGACUAGAAUUAAUGUUGCUCAAUGAUAAGACAAAAAGGGAAACUUUUCCCAUUGAUAAAGAUAUGGAGAUUGAUAAUGCAAGCUUGGUAUUCAAAAAUAGAGAACAAUUUUUAAGUUAUGUUAAUGCCGGUGUAUUAUAUGAAGACAUAGAGGAAGCUACUGAUCUGUCCGAGAAGUGUGAAAAGAUUAAGCGAGUAUAUGAUCUAUACAACGAAAUGGGUAAAGAAGAAUUGAUGAGUUACAUCAAGCUACCGGUGUGGCUCCGUCGCUACACACCGGCAUAUAUAUAUGUAAAAAUUUUGGAAGCUGGAAUUCAAGAAUUGAAAAAAUCAAAAGUGGAAAAGAAUAUACUUUUGGCUGUAGACAUUCUAUCGAAACUUUUAAAGCAAACCGCAUUCAGAGAACACAAGAGAGCGGAAUGGUAUUCGGAGAAGGCGCUCAUUCUCGAUAAAUUAUUGUUACUUCCCGAGAAGGCAGCUGAAGUACUAUUAGAAGGUUUCAAUUCGAACCUUCCAGAAAAAUAUCUAGAUUUCAUACGACCUCGAGCUAAGUUGUUGGCGAAACGACAGACAAAUCCCAUAAGCUCAGCUUUAAAGGUCCAGCUACUUUCACGAGCAGAUAAAUAUGACAUACUGGAGAAGAAUAUAAAAGCGGUGCACAUAUACAAACAGCCAAUGUAUAAUGGCGGCAGAGGCAAAAUUAAAUUCGAGACACGCACUGCCGAUGGCAUGCUAGUGCAAGAAGCCGAGGAGUAUUGUAAAUACCACUACAUCCAGGAGGGAAAAUACACACAUGGUGGUCACUGGGAGGGCAAGAUAGUGACUACAAUAUUCUUCCUAUUAUUCUGGGAUAUAAUAUACGCUCAAUUGGAAGGAAUUCGUGGGAUUUUUUUGUCCCACUACCAGACUUACCCUCUGGACAUGUUCUGCGAAGACUUCUACAACAACAGGAAGGCUUUGAUUGAGAAACGACUUAAAGAAAUAGAGGAAUCUACGACUGAAGAGAUUUUGACUAAAAUUGAAACUGCCUGGGAAAGUAGACCAGAAACGGAGCAGUCGGGCGUGCAGUCGGGCGCGGGCGGCGAGGCGGCGCGCGCGGCGUGCGCGCGGCUGGCGCCCGCCCGCGUGGCGCGCGUGUGCGCCCGCUUGGCCGCCGACUUCGCGCACGCGCACUCCGGCUUCCCCGACCUCACGCUGUGGAACGAGCGCACGGGCGAGAUUGCAUUCGUGGAAGUGAAAACUGACUCCGACAAGCCGUCCAUGAAGCAGAUACAAUGGAUGCACUACAUGCAGCAGCACGGCAUCGACACCGAGUUCUGCUACGUCGGCGUCCACACCGGCCGAGCCCGCUCCCGGAACACGCAGGAGCUGGAGGAACACUAGUUAAUGCACAAAAUUAUUCAAAACGGUUAUGUAUUAGAAAAAGAACCGCUAGUGUUAUUAUAUAUUUUAAUUUUAAAUUCGUAAGUGUUACCACUGCCUAUACACAUUGGCAGUAUAAAACUUGGAUCAUGGAAACUCAGAUGACCCUAUUGCCUGUACCUAAUAGAGCGUUUGACCAUUGU
Messenger RNA from Vanessa tameamea, 2794 nucleotides. RefSeq names its product fanconi-associated nuclease 1-like. Gene Ontology annotation, biological process: interstrand cross-link repair. NCBI's taxonomy places the organism in Eukaryota, Metazoa, Arthropoda, Insecta, Lepidoptera, Nymphalidae. Gene Ontology annotation, cellular component: nucleus. The transcript has 11 exons. The record is from RefSeq and is a predicted model, not a curated record. Bases 63 to 2612 code for a protein of 849 amino acids. Gene Ontology annotation, molecular function: flap-structured DNA binding; 5'-3' exonuclease activity; 5'-flap endonuclease activity.